Messenger RNA from Magallana angulata, 2872 nucleotides. Its product is annotated as hemicentin-2-like. NCBI's taxonomy places the organism in Eukaryota, Metazoa, Mollusca, Bivalvia, Ostreida, Ostreidae. The record is from RefSeq and is a predicted model, not a curated record. Bases 84 to 1271 code for a protein of 395 amino acids. The transcript has 4 exons.
AUAUAGCGUCUCUUGCGCAAACUGCAAAAGGCUUAUAUGUACAGUCUUGUUAGUCGUCUGUUCAGAUAAGAAUCAAAUAGAAAAUGGCAGAGUAUGGUAAAAUCAUCGUUCGCCAGAGAAUCCUCACUCUUUUUAUUUGUUGUCUUCUUGUCCGUAAUUAUUGUAAAGCAGGAACAGUUACCACCAAGUCAACCCUCACGGCGAGGAUAGGAUUUCAUCCGACAGAUUUUGAGUGCACAUACACGGUAGAUGCCGAUGAAAACGUCCACGCAGGGGACAUUUCCUGGCAGAUAGAAAAUACGACCGGGAGCGAGAACUUUGAAACAUUGGCGGAGUUUUCUCCUCCAGACGCUCAUGGAAAACACAACCAGUUUGCCAGCACAGCAACUGGUUCUGACUUUAAAUCCCGAUCUGUACUCUACGACGUGGUGAACAGUGGUGUGAACACGUUUACCGCGGUGUUUAGACUGAACGAAAUAAGGUGUGAAGACGAAGGGAAUUACAGAUGCGUGGUCGGGUUCUCUACUUCAUCGGGAUCGUACACUAAAUCUUCAAAUGUUUCACUAAUGGUUACAGUUCCCGCUGAAAAACCGUAUCGCGCACCGGUGCCUUUACCGGACGUUAUCGAAGAAGGUACAAAGGUACAGUUUUCCUGUACAGCCAACGUAGGGAAGCCUCCAGGAAAUAUCAAAUGGUGGCGCUUCAAACCCAACAAAGCCGUACCGGACCAUCUAGGGGAGCUGAGUACUACACCUACAAUGGUAGAAGACGUCUGUGUGUACAACCUGACCAGCUCAAUAUUAGCCUACACGAUGUCCAGGAACGACGACCAAUCCGUGUUUAGAUGCUCGGUCAGCAAUGACCUUGUAAAAGCCGACAAAGACUAUGACAACCCACACGAGGACACCAAAACCAUUCGUGUUCUCUACAAAGUAGGUAGCCCCAUCAUUGAGGUGACCCCAAACAAAACUGAGUUUACCGCGGGCUCCUUUGUCAUUCUGUCCUGUAACGCCAAUGGCUACCCGAGUCCCCUGAUUGACAAUCACAUCAACUAUCUCCUCUGGACAUUCACGCCCCAUGGUAAAAGUGAUGACGUCAUUCUUAUCUCCAACAAUGGCCUCCUGAGUCUGGAGAACCUACAGCACAAGGAUUCUGGAAGAUACACCUGUACCGCUCACAAUGGCUUCAAUGGCAAAACCUUCAGCAGCAGCAACCACGUGGACCUCUCUAUUCACCCAGGUAAAACAGAGAACCAAAGCAAUGUAUGCUAAGAUAUUCUAAGAUUAUAUCUAGUGUCUUUUACAAUGAUUAUAUUACUUACGUAUUACCAUUGAUUUCAACAUUUCAUACUUGGUAUAAUGCUUAAAUAUUUUCCCUCGCUAUUCAACGUUAUCCCUCCUCCAAAGCUUUUUUUGUUGUUGUGUUUUAUUGAUAUAAGUUAAAGAGUUCUCAAUAAUAAAAAAAAUUAUUGGUAUCUUGCAUUAAUUUAUUUGUUAAUGUGUGAUAUGCAUACACUCAAACAUUUUAUAACACAUGCAAAUAUACAUUCAACUUUAAUCUGAAACUCUUUUAUUAUGCAGGCAUAUUAAACUUCUUUGAAUGUAAGUAGUAACCCACACUUUAUUGUUUUGGACACCAUUUUAUGAAUUGUGUUGAAUGUAUUUUUCUUAUUCAGUAAGCAACCUUCGUUGUACUGGCCCUGUCAUCUGUAACUCACCUGAGGUGAAGGCUCUAUUAGGCUUUUCUUAUCAAAAUUCGUCCGAUGUCUGCACAUGGUCUGGUAACAUGCAUUUUUUCGAUUUGCAUGAUUUAUUCACAGUUAAAAGUUGAGAAAAACUUAAAAAACAGAAUUGAUGUAAAAUUUCAGAUCACUUUGCAUUUAAUUAAAAAUGAGUUGAAUUGUUUAAGGUACACUAGGAACCAUUUUUAAAUGAACCGUAUCAGUCUAGCCCGUUUCGCUCAAGCUAUUAUAGCAGGUUAUUCGAUGUAGUUUCCAAUAAAUUUGUCCACUCGAAACGAGAAAUGUAUUCCAUCAUUGACCAAUCAUAUCCUAUAUUUCAAAUUUCGAACUCGCCUUAAUAGGUGCUCAAAAUGCUUCUUGAUAUAAUUGAAAUGUAGAUUUACGUUUUUUCAAGUCAUGAAACCGGACUGAUGAUGUCCUCCGAAAGAGGUGCAAGUCUAACAUAGGAAUGGAUAUAGAAAGACUACGAGAAUUCAGUUUUCCAAUGUAGAUAAAAGUAUAUCAUAAUUAGAAUACUUUCAGUGGUUACCUUUUUCAAAAAACAUUUUAUAAUAUUUACUCAAAAUUAUGUCUUGAAUAUGUUUCGAAAGAUAAAAAUUAUAAAAGCACCAGCAGGAUUCGAAUUCAUGACAUACUGAUUUUUAGUUAUGUUCUAACUCAUUAUGCUGUGCUUCUUGAUAAAAAUGUUGGUUUUAUUCUUUAUUUUGAUAGGAAGAACGUCACAAUACCACCUUGAACUGUGACAUCCAUACUUAUAAUUGGCCAUAAUUUUACAAUGCGAGUAUUUUAGAAUAAGUAAAAUAAGUUUGUUCGAAUUGUGAUUUUGACCUCAAGCAUAUCUGUAAAAAUUAGCAUACAAACACUUAUAGAAAUGCAUUUUCGUUGCAACAUCUACGAACUACAAAAAUGCGCAACAAGCAUUAAGACUAUAAUCAGCUUUGUUUUGUUAGUCUCCCUUCUACUAAAGAGGAUCUAAAAGGGAGGUAAUUUCAUCCAAAGAAUAAUUGAAGAGUAGAUUUUUAAACAUCUUAUUUUCAAAAAUAACAUUGUUUAGAAUCUUUUUCUGAAGCCGGGGCAUCCAGGAUAAUAAUAUGGCCAUGUAAGGGAAACAAACACGAUUUCCUCUUUUUC